This is a messenger RNA of Pteronotus mesoamericanus, 3092 nucleotides long. It is a transcript of the gene GPC1, whose product is annotated as glypican 1. Gene Ontology annotation, biological process: regulation of protein localization to membrane; cell migration; negative regulation of fibroblast growth factor receptor signaling pathway. Gene Ontology annotation, molecular function: fibroblast growth factor binding. The record is from RefSeq and is a predicted model, not a curated record. The transcript is spliced from 9 exons. Gene Ontology annotation, cellular component: extracellular region; plasma membrane; synapse. Bases 270 to 1943 code for a protein of 557 amino acids. Lineage: Eukaryota; Metazoa; Chordata; Mammalia; Chiroptera; Mormoopidae.
GGGGCCGGGCCGGGCCGGGGGAGGCGCCGAGCCGGGACUGCGCGCUCGCCCGCUGCGCUGGGCGGCCCGACCGAGCGGCCGGUCCUCGAGCCUCGCGCGCCCGGCGUCGCCGCCGGCUUUUGUUGUCUCCGCCUCCUCGGCCGCCGCCGCCUGCGGACCACGAGCCGCGCGCUGGGACCUUGGCUCUGCCCUUCGCGAGCCCGGGCUACGCGGGCCCCACCGGACCCGAGAGAGGCACGGCGAGCGGCCGGGGGCGCCGCGGCUCCGCCAUGGAGCUCCGGGCCGGCGGCUGGUGGCUGCUCUGCGCGGCCGCCGCGCUGGCCUCCUGCGCCCGCGGGGACCCUGCCAGCAAGAGCCGGAGCUGCGGCGAAGUCCGGCAGAUCUACGGUGCCAAGGGCUUCAGCCUGAGCGACGUGCCCCAGGCAGAGAUCUCCGGCGAGCACCUGCGCAUCUGCCCCCAGGGCUACACCUGCUGCACCAGCGCGAUGGAGGAGAACCUGGCCAACCGCAGCCGUGCGGAGCUGGAGACAGCGCUGCUGGACAGCAGCCGUGCCCUGCAGGCCGCGCUGGCCGCCCAGCUGCGGGGCUUCGACGAUCACUUCCAGCGCCUGCUGAACGACUCGGAGAGGGCGCUCCAGGACGCCUUCCCCGGCGCCUUCGGGGAGCUGUACACGCAGAGCGCCCGGGCCUUCCGGGACCUGUACGCGGAGCUGCGCCUCUACUACCGCGGGGCCAACCUGCACCUGGAGGAGACGCUGGCCGAGUUCUGGGCCCGGCUGCUCGAGCGCCUCUUCAGGCAGCUGCACCCGCAGCUGCUGCUGCCCGAUGACUACCUGGACUGCUUGGGCAAGCAGGCUGAGCCCCUGCGGCCCUUCGGGGACGCCCCGCACGAGCUGCGCCUGCGCGCCACCCGCGCCUUCGUGGCCGCGCGUGCCUUCGUGCAGGGCCUGGCCGUGGCCGGCGACGUGGUCCGGAAGGUGGCCCAGGUGCCCCUGGGCCCCGAGUGCUGGCGGGCCGUCACGAAGCUGCUGUACUGCGCGCACUGCCUGGGGGUGCCCGGCGCCCGGCCCUGCCCGGACUACUGCCGCAACGUGCUCAAGGGCUGCCUGGCCAACCAGGCCGACCUGGACGCCGAGUGGAGGAACCUCCUGGACUCCAUGGUGCUCAUCACCGACAAGUUCUGGGGCCCGUCGGGUGCGGAGAACGUCAUCGGCAGCGUGCACCUGUGGCUGGCCGAGGCCAUCAACGCCCUCCAGGACAACCGUGACUCGCUGACUGCCAAGGUCAUCCAGGGCUGCGGGAACCCCAAGGUGAACCCCCACGGCCCCGGGUCUGAGGAGAAGCGGCCGCGGGGCAAGCUGGUGCUGCAGAAGCCGCCUGCAGGAGCGUUGGAGAAGCUGGUCUCAGAGGCCAAAGCCCAGCUGCGCGACGCCCAGGACUUCUGGAUCAGUCUCCCGGGGACGCUGUGCAGCGAGAAGAUGGCCAUGAGCGCGGCCAGCGAUGACCGCUGCUGGAACGGCGUGGCCCGGGGCCGGUACCUCCCCGAGGUGAUGGGCGACGGCCUGGCCAACCAGAUCAACAACCCGGAGGUGGAGGUGGACAUCACCAAGCCCGACAUGGCUGUCCGCCAGCAGAUCAUGCAGCUGAAGAUCAUGACCAACCGGCUGCGCAGCGCUUACAACGGCGAGGACGCGGACUUCCAGGACGCCAGUGACGAUGGCAGCAGCUCUGGCAGCGGGGACGGCUGCCCCGAUGACGUCUGCGGCCGGAAGGUCAACAGGAAGAGCUCCAGCUCGCGCAAGAGCCUGACCCACGCCCUCCCCGGCCUGUCGGAGCGGGAGGGCCAGCAGACCUCGGCCGCGGGCCGCCCCCAGCCCUGUGCGGCCCUCCUGCUCCUGCUGCUCACGCUGGGCCUCUCAGCGGCCGGGCCCCGGUGGCGGUAACUGCCCGGGGACCGACGCCAAGGACGGACUUUGCCAAAACUCGAACAGACGAUAUUUAAUUCCCCUGGGCCUAGCGGCCUGGGGCAGGACAGGGAGGAACAGUGAGCGACUGCUGCUCUGUGACGCACGGGGGGCAGGUGGCCCCCCAGGCCUGGCUUUGCCAUCACCCUGGCUCUUAAUUUUGUGUGAGGCCCUCAGGUCAGCCGGGAACAAUGUCCCCCCAAAGCCAUGUAUUUCAGGGACCUUCCGUGGGCCCAGGAUCUGUGCGCCCCCGCUCACGCAGGCCUGGGGCCGCCUCCUGGGCCCCCCGCCCCGCCUGUCCACGCGCCUCCCCCAGGUCCUUGCCCGGUCCCCGCCCAGAGCUGGGGCCUGCGGGGAGGCGCCUGGAGCCUGUGCCUUCCUCUCCCACCGCCUCCCGUGACAACUAGGGGCCCAGGUGUCAGAAAGUGAGGCCUACCCCAAGCACCCGAGAACCCUCGAGAGGGCGCAGGGUUUCUGCCACCUGGGAUCUCGAGGGGCUUUGAGAUGAUGCAUGAACCCCUCAUAGGCAGCCAGGCCCCCUUCCUGCGAUACCACGGGCCCUGGAGCCCCUGAAUCAGCUCAGAGCCUGUUGGGCCAAGUAGGCCCUGCAGACCUCGUCCCUGCCAAAGACCUGCUUGGGGGGGGACCCCAACGCACCCCGAGCAGCAGCCCACACAGCACAUGCCUGGGGCUCUGCUCGCGGUUGUCUGCAGGUGGGCUUGCUGCUCCUGGCCGUCCCCGAAGGCAGGCGGCCCCUCCGCCCCUGGAGCCGGGCCUCGGCUCAGGCCCUUCAGGCGUGAGGGGGAGCAACCUGGCCGCCACCCCCCUACUGUCCUCCCCAGACCCAGGGCCAGGUGCCAGCUCAGGGUGACGUGGGCCAGGGCUGCCGAGCGGUGGGUGCAACUGAGCUCAGGGCCAGCGUGCCCCGGCACGGGGGCUGAGGGACGCUGGGGUCCCUUCCUCAGCCUGCCCACGGCAGGGAGCCUGCGAGCGCUUUGACAGUUAAGGGCUUUUCAGACGUGCAGAUGUUUUUGCAAAUGCUUCCCAUCCUUGUUCACUGCGAGCUGUUUUUUCAGCUCCUUCCUAACAGCUUUCAAAGGAUGCCCUUCCGUGGGCCCAGCAUCGGGG